AAAGUGGAUUACAUGCACUGGAAGACAAAGAAGUACACUCAAAUUCUGUUGUUGAAAAUCCUUGUGACAAAGAAAUUGAAAGUGAUGAUGAAGUAGAACCGAGUCAGUCUUGUCUUUCUGAGGCACAAGAUAAAACAUCUUUUGCAACAUUCCGAUUAGCCUCUUCUGCCAAUUCUCAGAAUACCCAACCAUCUGAAGAAGAAAAGCUGUCAAAAGUAGAAGAAAUUAGUGAAUCUCAUACCAUAAAAGACCCUGAACCUGCAGCUACUGAAACAGAAGAUAGUUCAUGCGUUGAUUUAUCUGCAAAUAUUCCUGAUGAGCCCACUAAAACUUCUGAUGUUCUUGGGGGAAAUGAUAACAAAAACAAAGAUGCUGAUCAAACUUCACAUGAUCAUAAAGUCAGUGAAGACUCUUUUGUUGCUGGAAAAAACAAAGAAGGAAGCAAUGAAGAAUCAAAAGUUGAAAAUCAUGUUGAAUCAAAUGUUGAAAUUCAAACUAAAUCCGAUGAUGAGAUGAAAUCCGGGGUUGAACUUGAAUCUGCAUCUAAGGAAGAAAAUGCAAUAGUUUCCCAGUUGUUUGUAAAAAUAUCCACUUCUUCAGUAAAUGAAGCACAAAUUAAAGAAUACAAAUCUGAGAUUUCCAAAUCAUUAGAUGAAGAAGGUGUUACUGAAAGUCAUAAAGAAAGUAAAGAGAGUGAACCUCCAUCAAGUAAUGCUGGAACUCCUACAAGAUUUCUCUUGCCGAAGAAACCUCCUCAGAAAGGUUCUUUAUCAUCACGCAAACAAAAGGAUGAGGAAAAGAAGCAUAUUCAAGAUAUUUCUUCUGAAAAGCAAGGAAGAUUAAUUGGAACUUUCAAAGAUAAUGCUUCAUUUGAAAAAAUAUUUCAUUCUUUUGGAAUUGUUUUAGACCAUGAGUGCUUCGAAACAGUACUUUCGUUGAAACCAAAUGAAGAGACAAAAAUUACAAAAAUAUCAAGGUUUUCUGUAAGGGAUAACAAAGUAUUUUUGGAAGAAUGUUUAGAGGUGGAGUACCCUCAUGAACAGCAGCGACAUCUGAUUGCAAUAUCUCCUCAAUCCAGUAGCUCAACAACAACUUCUUCAACAUUUUCCACAAAAAUGUCUCUUCAUUCAGGAGAAAUAGGUGAUGUUAGCUCAUCUUCAUCUUCAAAGUCAGCAAACUCAUCUGGAAUACAAAUGGAUACCACAUCACACUCAAGUCAUAUUUUUUCUUCACAAGAAACAAAUGUAGAGACUUUUCAAAAAACUUCUACCCAAAAUUCUGCCAAUGUGAACAGUUUUUCUGGCAUUGUAAGACGUGGCAAAGGUGAUGAUAAAACAUCUGAUGCAAGUAAAAUGGAUUUUGAACUUUGCUCUAUCAAAAUUCCUGUAUCUCCUAUAAAAGGAAGUGUACACGAACCAACUGCUGAAGCUCCUGCUCCUGCUUCUUCAAAAUGUAAAAAAGGAGAAAAAAAGAAUGUAAAGGUGGAAGUUACUGGUACCAAGUGCAAAAGAAUGAAGCCAGUAAAAAGAAAAAGGGGAAAUAUUCCAAAUGAUUUAGAAUUCAAAGAAUCAGAUUCAAAUGAGGAAAGCACAACAAAGAAGUUACCAAGGAGAAAAAAGUCUAAAACUGUAGAACCUGUCACAAAACUACAGCCUGCUAAAGAAAGUUCUGAUGUUGAAGAAAUUCAGAUUGCUGAAGAUGGUGGGGGUGCUUAUGAAGAAUCCCAUUUUGGAAAUAUUAUACCAGGUGUGAGGGUUAUGGCACGGUGGAAAGAUGGAUAUUACUAUCCUGGAACAGUUAAGAGUCAAGAAUUAGAAGGCAGAUGGGCAGUUCUCUUUGAUGAUGGUGACCUACGAACCAUUCCUCAGGAAAAUUUAAUUAAACUUGCCAUGUUGCAGCUUGGAACCUCUGUACUUGUUCUAUCAGCUGAUGGAUUUUAUGAUCCUGGAAAAGUAUGUGGACAUUUUAGGGAAGGCAACAAAGUUGGCUAUGAGGUUGAGCUUGACAAUGGAGUAACUAAAAGGUAUCCAAGAACAUCUGUCAUUUUGUCCACAGAGCAGGCUAAGCAUAUAAUUAGUUCACGUCCACCUACUACUCCAGCAACUAUGACUAUAAAUCUUGAUAAUAUAAUAGAUGGUAAAAGGAAAAGAAAGUCAGUACAGUCUCCUCAGUCUAGCCCAGUAUUAAAGAAAUCUCCAAGAAUCUCACACAGAAAUUUAAAACCAGAUUCCAAUUUAGACAGCACAUCAGAAUCCCAUGUUGAAUUAAGUGGUUCGAAGACUUCUGAUGCAGUAGCAGACGUUGAAGAACCUUCUAAAAAAAGAGCUGUUAGAACUAGGAGAGCAGCAAAAGCAAGUGCUGUGAAAACAACUAAAGCUAUUGUACAGAGAAGUAAAAAAGUUGCAAAAUUAUUUAAAGAUUAUGCUUUUCUGUUGACAAAUGCUGAACGAAAAAAUAUACCCAAGCCUGUCUCAAAUGAAUCUGAAUGCAGUGCAGAAGAGUAUGAUAUUAUACCAUUUGAUAAAGAUGAACUGUGUCAGUAUAUAGUAUCUGGAGGCGGUUUAAUACUUGACAGAUUUGAUGAUAUUCAGACGUGUACAAAGAAAAAUAUCUUUUUAUUAGCAAAUUCAUAUCUCAGAACAAUGAAAUAUAUUCAGUGCAUAGCUGCUGGCAUUCAUUGUAUCAAGCAUCAUUGGGUACAAAAUUGCAUUUUUAAAGGUGAAAUUAUGCCUGUGCAAAGUUAUUACCUUCCUGCUGGAUAUUCUUUGGUAACACAGAAAAUAGUUGAAUGGCAUGGGAAAAAAGAUGUGCUCAAAGGCUUGAAGAUAGCCCUUGUUUCAGCCCCAGAAAGUCCAUUUGUAUACACUUGGGCUCCAGUGUUAUUAGCUUCAAAAGCUGAUUUUGUUCAGAAAUGGUCUCUUCCUUCAUCUGCCAAACCAGGUUGUUCUGUUUAUGUGGAUGUUCUCAUCACUAAUGGCCAGUGUCCUCCAGAAAUUUUACAGUCUGCUAAGAGGAGAAAGAUACCGAUUGUAUCUAGUGAAUGGAUCAUACAGUCUUUGAUUUCUGGGAAGUGUUUACCAUUUGAUGCUCAUCCAAAAUUCAAACAUGACUUCUCUGAAUGAUUAUCAUUUUGUAUGUGUCAGACAAAAGUUUUUCAUCUAUACAUUUAUUUCAUUCAUGAGAACCUUGUAUAUUUGAAGGAGAAAAUGUGCUUCUUGUUAUCAAAAAGGAGCCAAAUUGUACAGUUUGUAAAAACCCAUAUGGUCAUUUUCUUUGUGAGAAAAAUCAUUUGUACAAGAAAGUGGUGUAUUUUAUGUUUGUACAGUUGUUGUCUGCCCUUGUGUACAUUGUAUUUGACUUUUACAUUGUUAUGAAAAGAAAUAGGGGGCCAAAAGUACUUUGAAUUACAUAAAUUUUAUUCAAAUUAAAUCAUGUGUUUUCUUUCUCACAUUAAUUAAAGGGGAAAGCAGAUUUCAAAAUAACUUUUUAGAUGCAGUGUGCUAUGUUAUAUAUAAAAUUUCAUUCAAUAAGACAUGGUUAUUCAAGUUUUUAAAAUCACAAAAAUUUUUAAAAAUUUGAUUGAUUAUUCAUUUUAAAACUAUAAUUUAAAUGUUUGUAUGUCUUAUGUUUUACUCAUUGUUUGAAUUUAUUGUGAUGAAUUAUAAAAUUAAUUUUAUUUUUUGAUGGUUUAAUAAAAUUGUAAUCUUAUUAACAGUUAUACAAAAUAUUAACUGAUGUAUAUUUAUAGUGAAAAAUUAUUUAGGCUUUAUUAUAAUUAAAAGAUUUUAGAUAUAAAUUUUAACAUUGAAUGCUUGGCAAAUUUAGUCUAAAAGUCUUAAAAUAUUAUUUUAUGGUAAUUUCCUUAACUAUGAUUUUAUACAUUGUACCAGUUCUAUUGUGAUAUGGAGAUGACUUUUGUGUAUGUAUAAGUUUGCUUGUUUUAAAAGUCUUUAACAAUUUUUAUAAAAGUGUUUAUAUUCAAAAGUAAUGAGUGUAAUGGAAUUAUGGUUUGCAUAAAAAUAAAUUGCAAGGAGGGAUUUGGCAUGUUGGGAAUAAAUAUUAAUUCAGGUUUUAGCCAAUACAUAAUGUUCAUCCAUGUUGUUGGUAGCUAUUAUGAUCACAAUUGUAUUAAAAGUUUAUUCACAUGUUAUUUGAUAACAAAAAGGUUAUUAUACAGUACAUUUGUCUGCAGAAGAAGCUGUUUAAUACAAAUUUAUUAGGUAUUUCUGAGCUAUAAGAGGUAGCGGAAAGUUUCUCAGGCUUUGAUUUUAUUUUUGUACUUUCUAAUUAUCCUUACCCUUCUGAAGAAUAUUCGUGAAGCAGUGUGCUAUGUCCUCAAAAUGGGCAACCCAUGGCAUCAGCAAAAUGCUUUUAUGGGGCAAACUAAACCAUGUGUGCACACAGCAUAUUUACACUUUCAGAUCUGACAGUCAUUAGUGUUUGUUGUAUUAAUGCAUUUUUUCCCCUGUGUAAGCAAUUGUGAUGGGAUUUUUGUAGUUUCUUGGCUAAUGAAAAAGAAAGCAUUUUAUUACUUCAGUAAUAGAACAUUUUAUCCAAUAGUAUAGAACAGAAAGAUUCACAUUCUGUGAAUGAUUGAAUUUUAUGGAUCAAAAAUCUGUGCAAUUCUCUGAUUUUUUUUUAAAGCUAAAACUGAUACCUGUGUACAUUAGAAGAACCACAUAAAAAAAUUAUGGAGGCCGUUUCUUAAUUGAAUUUUGUUAAUUGGUUGCUGUUUCAUGUAAUUCUUAGUGCGCUAGCAUUUUUGAAAAUGGCUGUUGUCUUUCUAUAUUAGCUUUGGGAAACUGGGGGGGGGGGAAGCGGAUAAUCUGGAAGUACCUUUAUUUUUUAAAUUAUAAAAAUUGUUACUGUCAUGUUACUUGAAAGAAACAACCUUGUCAAAAUAUCCAUUGUUAUUUUGUAAUUAUUUAAGAAUUAAUUCAAUCCUCUUAAUUAUUUUCUUCUUGUUAGUUUAUUAUUCUUAUUUCUAUCCUUAUAAAAUCUGUAGUGUACCUAACACACAAGUGGUAGGUACACUACAACUUGAGGGUACAAAGACAAAGCAGCAGAUUUUUUUUUUUUUUUUUUUUUCUUUCAGAAGUAUCAGAUAUAUUUGCUGCUGAAUUUUUUUAAAACCGACUUUUGAAUAUAUCUUCUUGCAGCAGCUCAUUGGCAAGCUGUAUAAGUUACACAGAAAAUGCAGUUAAAAUAGGAUUUCUAAUAGGAUCUUUUUUAAGUUAAUAGCUUGCCUUUAAAAUAGUACAUCAUCAUUUAGAAUUCAGAAGGAAAAUUACCUUACCAGUCAAUAUUCAGUCAUUGUCUACAUUGACUUUCAGUUACACCCAAUUUUAAUGCAUUUGUUAAUAAGACAUUAUCAGAAAAGAGAGACUGAUGAUUUAUUAAGUUCUAGAGUUUAUUUUUUUAAUGUUGCGAAAUACAUUAGAAUGUGUUUCCCUUCAAGUUAUAAUUAUUUACCUCAUCUUUGUUAGAUAGUUUAAGGUCCUGUGAAAAUUCUUUAGUUUCAGUUGCCAUCUGACCUCUUAAAAAAAUUCAUUUGGUAGAAAACAAAUAUACAAGAUUAUUUUUUCAAAGUUUUCUAAAAUGAGCAUUUUGUAUGUAAAGAGCAAUUCAUUUUGUGAAUUGGUGCACAAUUUGUGGAGUUGUAGCUAGCAAGAUAUUUAUCCCAUGUUGAUGAACCAAGCAGAAAAUGCAGUUUUGUAUUUCUAUUGAUAAAAAAGACUUUUGAUGUACUUUAUUUUUGCUGAUCAUCUGAUAGCAAGGAGAAGAAUCAACUGUUAGGAAUCCUUUCUGUCCUUUUUAAUGGUGUAGUGCCAUAUAUUGGUAAAAAUUUGCAAAUAUUUACAUCCUGCCCAAAAAAGCAAUUCUCUUUGUAAUUCAUUUUGAUGCAAGCCCAUUAAUUAGUUCACCUUUUACAAAUUUUUAAAAUCUGUGUGUAUGUUUAGACCAUCUUAUAUAUAAUGCAUAGUUUUAAAAUGUGUGGGUAUGUGCACUGAAACCAGAUUAAUUGUUCUGAUUAAUAUAUAAAUAUUAACGUAAUGACUUACACAUGUCAUGGGUUUAAAAGCAAUUUCAUGAAUGCCUUAUCAGCACUAGAUUAUCUGUCUAAUAUAAGCAUAAAAUAUGUAUGACGAGAUAAAAGGAAUGUAAACAAAUAUGUAGCAGAUGUCAUCUUUAAGAAUAUGGAACUGCACUUUGUAUUCUUAAUACUAAUUCAUCAGUUUUUAUCAGUGGAUGUAGAGACCUAAGAUGUAUUGCCUAGCAACAUCUUAUGUGUGUCCUUUUACACCACUUCAAAGGAGAGCAGAAUAUAUUGUGUGAGUCUACUGACAACUUCAGAGGUUUUAUUCAUUGUAAGUUCUGCAUAGGAACAUAUUUGAUUCAUAUUUUUUCCCUCCCUGCUGAUACAGAAAAUAUUCUGUGUGUGUGUGUAUAUAUAUAUAUGUAUUAAUCCAUGCUUAAUAAGUAUAAUAGGCUGUUUCUUUUCUUAUUAAAAAAUACAGUGUUUAUCGAAUAAAAGGUUUUUAAUGUGUGUAAAGUCAAACCCAUAUAAAAUGAUUCCAAUGUAAAUAUUUUCAUUUUUUCUGUUUGGAGCAUUUAUUUCAUUUGCAGCUUAUUUCUUUCAUAAGGUCAAUAUUCAAUUUUGUUGUAAAACAAUUAUAUGCUACUUUCUUUUUAAAUUUUUCACUGUUCAAGGCAACAUUGAGGUUAGCAAAGUCUGCUGUCUACCUUGCUAAUGAACUGAAAUUCAAACCUUUGAUAAUAGAAACCCUUGAUGGACAUCUGCGACUUUAGUAUUAUUGUAAAAUCAGAUAUUUAACACAAUCAUUUAAAAAUUCUCUCUAAAGGUUAAUAUUUGAGAAAGAUCAUUUGAUUCCUAAGGUGCUCCUAGUCAGAAUUGAGAUGAGGCUUAAGCAAAUAACCCUUCGUUGAAUAUGAAUAAUGCAUUCCAAAAGUUGCUUUUUAUAAUGUUAUGUAGUAUAGCUUUUCCUAUUACCUUAAUAUUGCUUUUGUUGUUAAUUGGAGAAUUUGUGUUUCUUUUGGAGAGGAACAUAAUUAAUAUUUUUUAUUCCCAACAGAAUCAUGUGCCAUUUUAAUCAACACUAUGUUCUCUUAAAUCUAAUGCAUUUGCUGCCAAAGUUGAUUACAUCCAUUUGUUCACACAUGCUAGAUCUGCAUUUUUAUGCUUUUAAAUUAUUAUUUUUUUUUAAUAUAGAUGUAACAGAUUACUUUUAGAAGUUAUUAAACUCACAUGAGUAUAUUUAUUAGCUUAUGAAAUAAUAUUUUUGGACCUCGUAACAACUAUGAGAUAACUCAGAUUGAAUGAAACAAUACUCACCGUUUCUGAACAUUUGCACAAAACUCCUCGUGUGCGAUACGUUAUUUUCUAUUAGUCUUAUACAAGUCCCUGAACAAAAAUUUAAGUAGUCGGAAGUGAAUAUCCCCCCCCCAAAAAUAAUUUUGCAUUCUAAACCUAUAGUUAUAGUUUUGAGAAAUAAAUGACUUGCUAACUGCAUUUUGAGAAAUAAAUAAAUUAUUUCAGUAUGU
Messenger RNA from Stegodyphus dumicola, 7563 nucleotides. RefSeq lists its product as uncharacterized. Gene Ontology annotation, molecular function: histone binding. NCBI's taxonomy places the organism in Eukaryota, Metazoa, Arthropoda, Arachnida, Araneae, Eresidae. The record is from RefSeq and is a predicted model, not a curated record. Gene Ontology annotation, cellular component: nucleus. Gene Ontology annotation, biological process: positive regulation of transcription by RNA polymerase II; DNA damage checkpoint signaling.